Hevea brasiliensis (rubber tree) is the source of this 1201-nucleotide messenger RNA. RefSeq names its product alpha carbonic anhydrase 7. Lineage: Eukaryota; Viridiplantae; Streptophyta; Magnoliopsida; Malpighiales; Euphorbiaceae. The record is from RefSeq and is a predicted model, not a curated record. The coding region runs from base 155 to 1009 and encodes 284 amino acids. The transcript is spliced from 7 exons. Gene Ontology annotation, molecular function: carbonate dehydratase activity; zinc ion binding.
AAACGUUAAAUCCAAGAAAUAUUAAAAGAAAAACUGAGAAAGAAGAUUCUAGGCAGCUCAUCUUCUUCUCUGCAUAGACGCCUAAGGUUAUAAUUAUAUAUAGACAUCAGACUACAACGUCUCCAUCUAGAAAUCUUUUGGUUUUGAUCAAGACAUGAAGCAACAGGAAGCAUACAUGUUCUUCACCGCUGCUCUAAUCAUUAUCCCCCUCCUUUUUUCACUUCCAUCAUCAUCACUUGAAGCUCAUCGUGAAGUUGAGGUAGGGGAUGAGAGGGAGUUCGAUUACAUUAGAGGGAGUAAGAAAGGACCAGAACACUGGGGAGAGCUUAAGAAAGAAUGGGCUUCUUGCAGGACAGGAGAUUUACAAUCUCCUAUAGAUAUGUCUAAUAACAGAGUUGAAGUGAUCAGAAAAUCUGGAGAUUUCAAGAGGAAUUACAAGCCUUGUAAUUCUGUUGUCAAGAACCGAGGCCAUGAUAUUUCGCUUGAAUGGAAGGGAUACAACGCAGGAUCAAUACAGAUAAAUGGGAACGAAUACUUUCUGCAACAAUGCCAUUGGCACUCUCCUUCUGAGCACACCAUUAAUGGCAGGAGGUAUAACAUGGAGUUGCACAUGGUUCACGUAAACACAGACCCAAAUGUGAAAUAUAAUAUUACUGUGAUUGGCAUCCUCUACAAGAUUGGUCCACCCGAUGCUUUCCUCUCCAAGUUGCUAAGUGAUAUAAAGUCCAUGAAUGACCAAAAGCAAGAGAGAAACAUGGGAAUGGUAGAUCCCAGAGAGAUCAAAAUGGGUGACAAGAGAUAUUACAGAUAUUUGGGUUCCUUAACUGUUCCUCCUUGCACUGAAAGAGUUAUUUGGACCAUAAACAAGAAGAUAAGGACUGUUUCAGAAGACCAAGUUAAAGCACUCAGAGAAGCCGUUCAUGAUUAUGCAGAGAGAAAUGCAAGACCAGUUCAACCACUCAACAAACGAGAGAUCAAACUCUAUGAAGCAGAGGACACAUCCAACUGAUUAAAAAAACUUAAAGGGUUAAUUAUGAGCAAGAAUAUUUUUUUUUUUCCACCUCUUAAAAUGGAAGCCGUCUUAAGUUUGCAUUAAUGAUAGAACCAUGUUGCAAGUACAAUGCAGGAAGAAGUCUAUAGUUUUCACAGUGAUUAAUAAAAAAAAAUUCCAAAUAAAAAAGAUUGUGAUCUUUGAAGGGAA